AUGAAAUUGUUAAUUAUUAGUAUAGUUUUAUUUAGUUUAUCAGAAAUAUGUUUAUCACUUCAAUUGUAUGCCAACGAAAAUAUUGAUGUUACCACUGAUGAUAUUAAGCGAUUGAGAAGACAGUUGUUUAUUACCCAGGCCUACGACAAGUUUGCCCGACCCAUACCUAAAAACGAUUCAUAUAAAGUUUCUGUUGAUUAUAAUUUAAUACAUAUUACUAAUUUUGAUUUAAGAGCACAGACAUUAACUACUGAGGGAUGGCUAUUCAUGCAAUGGCAUGAUGAAGGAUUGGUAUGGCAGGGACAACAGGAGUUCAAGAAAAUACAUAACAUACGAGUGCCGGCCGAUCAGUUAUAUACACCCGAUAUGAUGGCCUAUAAUUCA
Molecule: messenger RNA, 384 nt
Organism: Oppia nitens
Lineage: Eukaryota; Metazoa; Arthropoda; Arachnida; Sarcoptiformes; Oppiidae
Product: neuronal acetylcholine receptor subunit beta-3-like
Exons: 4
Biological process (GO): monoatomic ion transport
Cellular component (GO): membrane
Molecular function (GO): extracellular ligand-gated monoatomic ion channel activity
Source: RefSeq, a predicted model, not a curated record